AGUGAUUUCCUUUUAGGCAGUCCGUUAUCUGUUGACUGUCAGGACAGGCUUUCCCUCUUCCUCCCCCUGUCCCCGUCCCCCAACUCCUCUCUCUGCCUUCCCUCAGCCUCUUACAUACACACACAUGCACUUUACUGCCAAAAAAGCGUCCUCCGCCCCCCUCCUCAGCUAACUUCCUUUCAGCAUUUUUUUGAGCUGGAUAAUCCUAGGAUUUGUAAAACGGGGGAGAGGAGAGAGGGAGAGAGACGGAGUCAGGACAGGAAGCUGUCUUCUCAUUCCUCUAACCGUCCAAAGGCAGGAGGAGGGAAAGGGGGGGAGCCAAAGAGGAGCCUUGUGCAGGCUCUUCCCCAGUCUCUUUUCAUUAGUCCUUUUGAACUUCCAGUCUCCUCUGAAAGCCGAGAGAAGGAAGACCAAACUGGGAAGUUUUCUUCUGGAAGCAGCGACAGAACUGCUGACAAAACCCAGAGGGUGGCUGUGGAGGAUCCUGGGACAGCGCUGAGGGAAAGACACCCUCCACCAUCGCUUGCCCCCAACUUGCCAACUCUGAUGCGGGCACUUGUCCACCACCCACUUCCCUCUGAUGAGAACCCUUCCGGGCUCGGGCUAUGAUUGCUGCUGCUGCCGGCUGGGGAGCCUCCUCUCUCCCUGACCUUCCUCUGCCACAGGAGCAGCCCAACAUCUGGUGGGGAUUAAUGUUUAUUUCUCCGGCUGGACGUUGCACGGGACCCCCGAUGUUACUCCCUGGGAGCGGGACACGGGCGGUGGUCUGAGGAGAAAGGCGAGCUUUUUGUUGCCCGGUGUGAGGCAAGGGGGGGAGGGGGGUAAGGCAGGAGGGGGGCUAACCUCUUUUGGGACUAAACUCAUGAAGAACAAGGGAGCCAAGCAGAAACUCAAGAGGAAGGGAGCUGCGAGCGCAUUCGGCUGUGACCUGACAGAACACCUGGAGAGCUCUGGGCAGGACGUCCCCUGUGUUCUGAAGAGCUGUGCAGAGUUCAUUGAGACACAUGGCAUUGUGGAUGGUAUCUACCGCCUCUCAGGAGUGACAUCCAACAUACAAAAGCUGAGACAAGAGUUUGUUUCUGAUCAAUGCCCAGACCUGACAAGAGAAGUUUAUCUCCAGGACAUUCACUGCGUGGGGUCACUCUGCAAGCUGUACUUCAGGGAACUGCCUAACCCUCUCCUCACUUAUGAGCUCUACAAGAAAUUCACGGAAGCAGUAUCGCGCUUCCCUGAGGACGAGCAGUUGGCACGAAUUCAAAAUGUCAUCCAGGAGCUCCCACCAUCACAUUACAGAACGCUGGAAUACCUGAUCAAGCACCUGACUCACCUGGCUUCCUUCAGCAACAUGACCAACAUGCACACCAGAAACCUGGCAUUAGUGUGGGCACCCAAUCUCCUCAGGUCAAAGGAGAUUGAGGCUGUUGGCUGCAACGGGGAUGCGGCUUUCCUGGAGGUGCGAGUCCAGCAGUUGGUGAUCGAGUUCAUUUUGAAUCAUGUGGAUCAGAUCUUUAACAACAACAGAAAAGCCAGCUCCGCAGGGAACAGCGAGAACACAACAAUUGUGAAAACUCUGACCCUUUCCUCGGCCUCCCUACCAAUGAAACUGGUGAGCCUGGAAGAAGCUCAGGCCCGGAGUCUGUCAGCUUCUCACCCUGCUCGGAAGGAGAGGAGAGAGAACAGCUUGCCUGAAAUUGUUCCCGUAACUGCGUCCUUCUUCCACACAGUUGUUGACCUUCCGGACAGCAAGCGAAAAUUAUCUACCAAGUCCAAGAAAUGGAAGUCGAUAUUUAACUUGGGCCGUUCUGGCUCAGAAUCAAAGUCUAAACUGAGUCGAAAUGGGAGUGUCUUCGUAAGGGCACAAAAGCUCUCUGAAAAAGCAACUAUUCGGCCCGCUAAGAGCAUGGACUCACUGUGUUCCCUGCCAGUGGAAGGAGCGGAUGAGAAAAGCAGAUUCAAACGGACAGUGACUAGUGGAGGAUUUUUUGUCCCAGUGAUGAAAAUACGGACUGGAGGCACAGGCAGCUCGUAUGACCUCAGCAAGGAGAAUGAGUGGGAGCAGGAGGGAUCUGCUGUGGGGGCCAAAGGAAGCUCUGAGCUGAGUGGGGAGAAAGGUGCCCCCUGGGCACCACAGGCAAAGUCACCCCCUGAGCAGCUGAAGGUCUUCCGGGCAGCAGAGGAUGCUGAAAAUGAGCAGACUUCCCCCAAAAGUGGUCGUAUGUUCUACACAGAAACAGCUGCCAAGUCAGGCUUUCCAAGCAGCCUCUUUCCUUUGGAAGCCUCCCCUCGUCACCAGAGGAAAGCCCUGAACAUCUCAGAGCCCUUCGCUGUUUCUGUCCCCCUCCGGGUAUCCGCAGUCAUCAGCACCAACAGCACCCCCUGCCGUGUACCUGCCAAAGACAAGCCUUCACUCUCCAGCCUAGAGGAACUGUCUUCUCUGAUGCCUGAGAGCCCAACUCUCACUGUCCUGGAAGCAGGGAGCCACACAAGAACAGACCAGGCGCCAGAGAGGAAGGAGAAACAGCCUGGGCCUGCCCUGGUGACAGCAGCAUCCAGAGGUUCUCAUCCUGAGGAGCUGGUGGCAGCCAGGAAACCAGAGUCCUUAGAAACUCCACAGCCAGCAGCAGAAAAUCAAGAGAUGUUAUGUGGGCAAAGCAGCAGCACAAGCAGCAGCAGCCCCCAACAAUCCCCAGAACAAAGUCCCAGCUUGGAACCAAUGCCAACCUUAGAGAUUCGUAUGGGGCCGCUCCCUGCAGACAAGGCAGAGCAAGGACAGCUCAAGAUGAAAGAAGGCUCCUCAGAAGCCAGCUGUGGCCAGCAGGAGAUCCAGAAGGCUAAGGCAGAAGAGGGGUUGCGUUUAAGAGAUCUGACUGAAGAGGAACCUGCUAAUGCCCUGCUAGAACCGCUGUGGCCAGAGAUACAGCAGGAACUGAAAAUCGUUGAACCUGAAGAGCUCUUGCCCUUGCCAGGAGCUGUCCCAAAGACAGGCCUAAUUUCUGAAUCCUGCUCUUCAGUACAAACAGAUAGCUUUUCCUCUGGCCCAGGGCAGGGUCCAGAUCUGUCUGAGCAGAAAUCUGCAGGCAGAACAGCACAGACCACAUCUCAGGUGCCUGUAUUUGGUGCCACCACCACGGAACAAUCAGAUGGUCCCCGCAACUGCCAUUCUGAAGUGACUACACAGCACAGCUGUGCUCCAGCCCUUCCCAAACCUGCUACUCUUCCGACUGCCACAACUACUCCAAAGAACCAUUGCCCAGUCGUGGAGGACAGCAUGAGUGAAUGUCUCACUCCUCCCGUAGACUGGGAGCUUCAUAGUCAACCAGAAUUUAAUGAGGUUCCCCCAAGAGAAGAUUUUUCAUGUUCCAAAGGAGCAUGUUCAGAGCCAGGGAGAGAAAAAGAUAGUACUUGCCAGCUGCAGAGGGAAAAAGAUGAUAUUACCAGAGUCCAGACUCAGAAGGAGAAGCCUGAGAAAAUGACUGCUGAUGCAAAGAACGCAUUCUCCUCCAAGGUGCUAAGUGGAGCUGGAAUCCAGGAGCCGAAGGAGGGCAAUGCUGUUACCAGAACUCAUGAUGCUGGUGACCAGGACGAAGAGGAUACUUGGACAAAUAAUGUGCAGAGCUUAGAACUUGUAGAGCCAUGGGAAGAUCACCAGUGGGUUACAAGCCCACUCCAUUCCCCCACCUUUAAGGACAUUCAAGAAAAGAUGAUACAGGAGUUACAGCCACAUAGUCAGAGAACAGAGACAAGCCUUUCUCUUAGGCCACGAUUCAGUCGCAGCCUCUCCCUGGAUAGUAAAGACACAGUGAUGAGUCUGUGGACUAUCCCAUUCUCUUUCACAAAUGUCACUGAACCACAACAACCUUGCAGUGACAUUCUGCCAGGGACUUGUGAGCUGCCCAAAACACAACCUGUCUCCCCCUCUAGCUUGGGCAAAGCUAAGCAAGAUGCGAAUGGCAUGAGCUCUUCAGAAGAGCCUUUGAAACCUGAGGGGCCAAGGUAUCACCUCAGCAGAGAGGGAGAACCAGGCAAGCAAGAGGGACUCUCCAGAAUCCCUGUUUCAAAGCCAGAGGAAAAGAAAGUGGACACAAGCAAAGAAAAUCCUUGGAGCUCAAAGCUUGAGCUGUCUUUGCCAUACCAAAAUACCCCAGACAGUUAUUUACAGACAAAAAACACAAAGCAGGAGUUAUCCACAUCUCAGAACACUGCUCUGAGAGGAGAGAUCGUUGCCAAAGGACUGUGCUCUGCCACUGAAUCACAGAUGAGUAGUAAAGGUGAAGACAUACCGCGUAAAGGGAGGACUAGGCCAUCAUCCCUCAACUUGGAUUCACUUCUUCCAGGCCCAGAUUUCUUCACCUUUGAGAGCCUUGCCAUGCCCUCUGCUCCUGGGAACCUCCUGUGUGGGCAAAAGGAAGUAAAAUGCAGUGAUUCUGUCCCAUCCCUUCCAACUGCCUGCCCUGCUGUGAGUAAAGGUGUUCCCUGGGGGUCUCACUUCAAUGCCCAUGUGGAUCUAGACUUAGAUUACCUGGCAGUGGCCCACGCCACCACUGGCCGUCGGAACUCUGCCCCUGUCAGUGUGUCGGCGGUCAGGACCUCCUUCAUGAUUAAGAUGUGCCAGGCUAGAGCUGUGCCUGUGAUACCACCCAAGAUUCAGUACACCCAGAUCCCCCAGCCACUGCAGGCUCAGAAUGCUGCUUCAUCAGCAGAGAAGAAAGAAGCGGACACCAAGCAGGCUGGCAGGCAGGCUCACCGAGCCGCGUGGGGACAUCUGGAGCCCCCAAAGAGCCCGUUGACAGAGAAGAAAGCCAAAGCAGAGAAAGAAAACAGUGACCCAGCUCAAAAGGACUCAGCCUGUCCUUGGCAUGGCAGCCUCAGCUCUCCGCUGGAGCCAUCUCAGUCCAAUCAUAACCCUGGCCUGGAUGCCCCUGUUCUGCGCCGAAAGCGCACCUCUGAGGGUGAGUCUGCUGGAGACACCCCACAGUCCUCAAAGAUGGAGAGGCCGUCAGGGUUCUCCAAGCCUUCCUACAGAUCUAGGCCUGGAAGGCCCCAAAGUCUGAUUCUCUUCAGUCCCCCUUUCCCCAUUAUGGACCACCCGUCCUCUUCAGCAGACUCCAGGGUGUUGUUAUCACCCAUAAGGAGCCCCACUCAGACCACCUCUUCGAGCCCUAUUUGUGGAGACCUGUCUGAGGCAUCGCGGACAACACCUGAGGGGGUGACUCUGCGAAACAAAAUGACCAUCCCCAAGAAUGGCCAAAGACUGGAGACCUCUACCAGCUGCUUUUACCAGCCCCAAAGGCGCUCUGUGAUUCUGGAUGGACGAAGUGGGAGGCAGAUUGAAUAGCAACAGCUUCCCUUACUCCUUGUCCCUGGUGGAUGGGAUGGUCAACUCUAAGACCAACUUUGUUGCCAUUCUUGCUGUUGUUAUAACUAUUCUGUGCAAGAAGGACCCAAAGCCUUUACUGUCUCCUGCAAAACAUUUUGCUAUGGAGGGCCUUUGUGUUCCUUUUCCUUCCCUUUCUCACCCUUUCUUAGACCCUCAUGUUCUGCUUUUUUUGUAAGACUGUCCAAAGGAAUUUGGCUUUCCUCAUUCAUGUUGUUUAACAAUCCCUGUGAAAGUCUCAUCCUCUCUGUGAAAAGAAAAGAAACAAUUAAUCUUGGAAUAAUUAGAAAAUAGGGCUAGGAGGAACAGCAUUCCAAAGCACUGUAGCCCAGAGUGCAGAGGCACACAUCUGCCAAGGAGGUGAGUCCAGAUGUUUGGGACAUCCUUCCUUCUUUCCCCAACCACCAUUAAAGUACCAUGCCUGUCCAUCUCAGGUGUCUGGUUUGGAGAGCAUAAGUAAACAGUGUAGGAGAUUGGUGAUAGCUGAAGCAGAAGGUGAAGCAGGUGUGACCAAGUCACACAUAGUGCGAGUUACCCAAGGCUGUUCCAGUGCCAAACAUACAAUCUGAAGGUGCUGAUUCCAGCUCUUUUGUUGCAUCAAAGGUGUGCUCUUUCCAGCAUGUGCUAGGGCUAGAAUAAAAGUAGCAGAACAGGAAAAGCCUAAUUGUUUUAAUUAAUCUUUCAAAUCUUGCUCAUAAAUUUUAUUGUGCUCAGCCACACCUUCUAUUGGCAGGCAAAAUUUGGGUGUGAGGGGGUGUGUAGCUGGCUGCCUAGUGAUGGAGGAUACUCAGGCUGGUAUCAGUUGAAGUGAAGAUAUGGUCAUAACAAAGGCCACUAUCAACUAUUUUCAUCAUUGCUUAAAGCCAGAUGACACCUCUGCAACUAUCUCCAGCUGUGCUCCACACUGCCAUGAGCAGAGAAAAGCAAGAGUAUCUUCUGAUCUGCAUGUCCCUGGGCUGUUGCCCUCUUGCACUCUGACUGACAUGUCUGUGACCCUUGAUCUUUCAUUGCAACUGUGUGGCAUGUCCCCAGGUGCUUCUUCCUCUUUUAAACUUCCUCUCCUUGUGAUUUUACAGUUUCUUUGAGAGCACGGCUGGCUUUCACUUCCCUGCCCCUCAAUGCUUUCAAAUUGAUUGGAAGUAUGGUAAAGAGGAUGAUUUGUGGGACCACAGAACAGAUCAUGAACAAUAUCCUGAGAGGAAGAUUUGAAGUGAAUUAAACUGUCUCCUGAAGGGCCGUUAUCAUUACAGGCAAAUACAUGUUCAUAUAAGCAACAGCUGCCGUGGGAAUAGAAUUAAAGCUUCCAUUAUAAAGCCUCUAACUCUGAGUUAGCCGCAGGCUCAUCUUUUGCCCAGUACGUGACUGUGGGCGAUUGCAAAGUCAGGUACAGCCAGUGCUGUCUCUGCAAUUUAAAUGUCACUAGUGACUAUGGAGGAGAUGGGAACACAGGUGUUGCUGCUAGCAUUGAGAUUGUCCCUGUAAUGGUGCCUGCAGGGGCCAUCAUUCAUGGAGAUCUUUCAGUCUGUAGGCCUUCUGAUGGAUAUUAUGGGCUAUAGCUUAAACGGUAACUGAGCAGCUGGUAGGAAGUGCUACAGCCACCACAGUGGAUGUCAGUCAAAAGUUCCCAAUGGUUGCAUGUUUAGAUCUUUCUCUGCUAAAGGCUGCUGCAAUGCUGGCAUUUUCAAAUUCUUAGUAAACUGAGCUCAUGAGCUCUUGGUCUAUAUCAAAAGUGUCACUUAAUUAGUGUCAUUGGGGCUAGAGGGCCCAGAUUCUCAAUGGUGCUCUCUCUUCAUUCUCUUUGAUUGCUCAAGGGGAGAGAUGCCAGAGUACUUCUGAGAAGUUCUGUGCCCACAUAUGCAAGGAAUAUAUCUUUAGCAGCAUAUUCUCUUGCCAUAUCCAAAGGGAGUGAAAAAACAGUGGGCUUUGUUCCUGUCACCGGUUGCAUAUUUGAUCCUCCCCAUUGUAUUCUGCACUUGUGUAUAAUGCAAUAUAGGAGGGAACAGAGUAGAGAACUAAGUUGCCAUAUUUUAUUAAGGGAAAAUGUUAAUUCUGAAAAUAAGCUAGAGUUCUUGUUUGGGUUUAUGUUCUCCCACAGAUGUUAGCAAGUGUUUUACUGGGGCAAGCAGUGGAGGGCAGGUCCAGAAUAUGCAGCUUUAUGACAAUUGUAUUAUCCUGCAUAAAAUCCCUUUGCAGCCUCCCAUUAUAAUGAGGGGAUUGCUAGUCCAUGUUCCUCAUACUUAAUAAAGCUCUGUGCUGCCUCUACAUGGCACUCAAGAGCCUUUUUUACUGCCUCAUGGGAAAGCUUUUAACAGCCACAGGAGAGUUAAUGGCAAAUGACUUGGGAAGAUGUGAUACAGGUACUAUGGUAAGGCUUUACAGAAUGUAAUGGUAGUGGAAAAGGUGCCCAAUUUUUCUGGUGUCAAUGAAAUGGUUUGCUUUGGGCAGGGAUUUUUGUUCUCCCCUCAGUUACUAGAAGUUCUGACUGCCAAGGCAUUUGGAACAGAGCCAGCCAGACUCAGAAAGUAAAGCAGCAAAAGAAAAAGAAAAUGUUAUGAAACCUUGGCACCUUAAAACCAUCCCUUUUUUUCCUUUUUCUCAUAUAAGCUGAUCUAUGAGCAAGAAAUGAGAUCCUGGCAAUUUGUAUAUACAUAUUCUGUCUUAAUGCUUAAUGGUGUUCCAUUAAGCAAUAACACUGUUGCCAUAAAUGGUGAAAUUCCUGCAAGAAGGAAAUUAUUAGAAAAUGUUACUUAAUACUAAAGAUUGGCCUCAAACAAAAUCUGGAUCCAGACUGUAGUUUUUGAAGAUGCUUCAGAAUUUGAGCUCAGAUUCAGGUCUUGGAUUUUAAUUAACCAGAGCUUCUGAAAUGAGAUCUAAAUUUUGUAGCUUCCCAUCUCUAUUUACAGUUCCAGCUCCACCCUUCAGCUGAUGUAUCAAAAUUCCAAGAGCCUAUUCAGGUGGACUUAACAGACGCACAUCACUAUAGUUUAUGGUCAUGACUGGACUUGUAUCAAGAGAGCUGAGGUAAAGCCCUAGAUCCUGCAGAACUGGGAGUAUUUGCUUAGUUUGUUGCACAGGUGUCACCACACCCAACUCCAGACCCAAACUUCUGUAGAAUUUGUAAUGUUUUAUAGUGGGUUUCUGUUGACACUGACAAUUGCUGUUGGCUUCAAGGACUAUGGCUUAAUAAAUCUGAACAAAGCCAGAAAACAGAAGCCACCUCCCAUUCAGUGGUGCUGAUUGUGUGGUUGCAGCCUCCAGAGACCUCACUUUAUUGAGCCAUUUUUUCCAACUGAGAUCAGCUUCAAGGUCAGGCCUGAUGUCACUUUCACUUUAGAGCCCUUAUGUUGACCUUCGCCACCCUGCACUAGCAGACUGAACCAGAGACUGGAAGCUCUUCUGAAGUUCAGGGUUUUGGAACUGUAUACCGUGGGUGCCAAACUCCUGCCCUCCAGCACAACCCCUCAAAACUGGAGGUUCUGAAAAAGGUUUUCUUUUUUUUUUUUCCCCUCCGCUUCUUCCUGGGUUUGUUUGGGUUUUUCUGGGGAGUAUUGAGAAGGCUAGAACAGAUUUAGGGGAGGUGGGUCUGGCCCAGAAUUUGAAGUUUUUGUAUAAGGGAGAGCUGAGUUGGUUAUUCUUGGCAUUAUGGAAAGGAUCUUCCUAAUUAGAAUGGUGCAUCAUUUGCAGACCUCUGCAGAGUCUGAGAGGAUCACUCUACAGACCCUGGAGUGCAUUCAGUUCUCCUGAGACUGUGAAGAGUAUAAGGGCCUUCUUUGUGAGUUUGCAGAUGACCUCAGUGAAAUGGUUGGGCUGGCAAAGAUGGGAAACAGCAGCUGGAAAGGAAUGACAUGAGUAGAUGUCAGCUCUUGUGGGAGCUGCCUUGUUGGAGGGAUGGUGAGCAGAAAUGAGGAUUGUAUUUUACCUUAUAAACCACAUUCCUCUGGGCCACCCCUCCCAUCCUAUCCUUUAAUAAAGAGUGAAGCACUUCUCUUUUCACCUUUAGGGCUUCAGAGGAACUUAGGUCUACAUUAGGGAUUCCCUCAUCCAGAGUCCAAAAGGUGCAAUCAGUCUUUUUUCUUUCUUUAUGAAUGCCUGUAGUGGUGAAUAUUGUGUUAAAUUUAUACAUACAUAUAUAUAUAUAUAUAUAUAUAUAUAUAUAUAAAGAACAUUAUAUAUAAAUAUAUUAAAAAGGAAAUGUAAUUAAAAUGAAGGAAUUAUCUAAAUAGAAUCCUGCAUGUCUGUGAAACUUGGGCAGAUAUAUAGAACUGUUUCUGCUGCAAUUUUUCUAGCACUGAAGGUGAGCGAUCAAAUGGCUUUUUGCCCACAGAGGAGAAGCUAAUUAGUUCUGGUAAUCUGUGGUGGACAGAGACCCUGAAGCUGACUUCCUGAGAGGAUCAUGUCCUGGGAGAAGAGAGGUGGGAUCAGGGGAGACCAGAGUGCAAGGACUGAUUUAGCUUUUUACCACCAGCUUCUCUCCCAGUCCUUGAAAAAGCAAACAAUCAACUGGAGCAUAUAUUCCCUUCUGGGAAUGCCCAGAUUUUGCAGUUGUCCCUUUUGAUUCUCUGUCUCUAGGAAAAAGAAAUUCUAGGGACUGGGGAAAAACUGUAGCUGAUCCCAAUUCUGUUUAGCUUUUGCCUGCUCCCAGUAAAUGUAAAGGCUUUCUGAUAACUAAUCCUGCUCCAAGCAUGGAAUGGAAAGCUUGCUAUUGCGUUCAGUUGGAGCUGGAGUAGGACUUUCACAGGACUGAAGAGGAAGGAAAGCAGGAGGCAAGUGCUUCCUGAGGGCUCCAUGCAGCAGCCCAAGCCUUGGAUCUUAUUCUUGGAGGUACUGGUCCCCUUCAAAAUACUCAUUUGCUGCCACGUCAAGGGAAGGGUUGGAAAUCAGACACUGUGAAAAGGAUCGUCCCCCCUGUACCCACCCUCGUUAUUGAUUAUUUCUCCUGCUAGCCUUGAUGGAUUGUAUUUUUGUUAAGCUUUGUUCUCUGUGUGGACUUGACUGCCUUUGUGCCUUACUGCUUAAAAAAAAAAAAGAAAAACAACACCCACAAAAAAAGAUGUUUUGCCAGGUCUCAGCCAUGAGAUUAAACUGGAGUUUUUAUAGAAACAGACCUGUGCCUGGUGAUAUUUUGAAACAUUUUCUUUCUCCUGGAUCUGAUUUAUGAACACAGUGAACAAAUGCAUCUGUCUUUCUCUAA
Molecule: messenger RNA, 10565 nt
Organism: Dromaius novaehollandiae (emu)
Lineage: Eukaryota; Metazoa; Chordata; Aves; Casuariiformes; Dromaiidae
Gene: ARHGAP31
Product: Rho GTPase activating protein 31
Exons: 12
Coding region: 863-5335 (1490 amino acids)
Biological process (GO): small GTPase-mediated signal transduction
Cellular component (GO): lamellipodium
Molecular function (GO): GTPase activator activity
Source: RefSeq, a predicted model, not a curated record